This is a messenger RNA of Podarcis raffonei (Aeolian wall lizard), 2300 nucleotides long. RefSeq names its product protein bunched, class 2/F/G isoform-like. The transcript is spliced from 3 exons. Gene Ontology annotation, biological process: regulation of transcription by RNA polymerase II. The record is from RefSeq and is a predicted model, not a curated record. The coding region runs from base 667 to 1305 and encodes 212 amino acids. Lineage: Eukaryota; Metazoa; Chordata; Lepidosauria; Squamata; Lacertidae.
CGGGGGGGGGGCGUUAGGAGCCACCCCAGACCAGGGCCACCUGUCCUCCUGGGUGCUGCAGCUGAGAGACGUGGCUUGGGGCUGGAUGACCACCACUGAUGGCCCCAUCCAUCUUCUCGGUUCUGCGUCGUCGGCCGUAGCUGGGUGGGCGCUUCCCCAGAACAACAGGAAGCAUGCGAGCCGACACGUGUCGUGUAAGCGUGUCUGGGCGUGUCUUGCCGCACGUGUCUCCGCACGUCGGGGGCCCAGAAGCAGCUGGAAGAUCCCCCGAGGAAUGGGAAUGUAGAUUCAGAGGGUCCCGGGGGUGAUCUAGUCCAACCCCAAGCAAAGCAUCAUGAAAUCAUAGAACAGUCGGGUUCGAGGGAGGUGGGGAACCCAGCCAGAUAGGUGGGUUGUUGUUAUUGUUGUUGUUGUUAUUCAGUCAUGAUUCCAGAAAUGAAUUGGCCAGGUGAUGCCUGCAAGGCUGAGUCUUUGCGUAAAACCGGGGAAGAAAUCAUAGGGUUGCAGCGUCGGAAGCGGGUUAGACUGGAUGACCCUGGGUGUCCCUCCUAGAAAAGACAUCAAAAUAAAAAUACAUAAUAAAAUACAUAAAAAUAAAAAUGCACAAUUGCAUGGCAGGGGGUUGGGCUAGAUGACCCUGGGUGCCCCUUCCAGCUUCAUGCUUCAAUGUUGACAUUCCUGAGAUUCCCGCCCUGGGUUCGUGUCCUGGCGUGGCAGCCAGCAGGGAACUGGGAGUCCUGCCAGGACCAGUAUCCGCCCGGCAGCUGGAACUGGGUGCCUGCCAAGCAGGGAGAAAUACAAAUAGAAAUAGAAAUUUGGAUCAGGAGAGGCUGGGAAGAGAACGGCGUGUUCCUCUUCCCAGGAAAGAAGGAGGAGGUGGCGGGUUCGAGGUCCGUGCUCCAGCAUUAUCUGAUGUUCUGGUGCAUUGGCGAUCCGGAUUCGAGAGCCAUCGGCGACAAGAUUGAGCAGGCCCUGGACCUGGUGAAGACCCAUCUGGUGUACGCCGUGCGAGAGGAGGUGGACCUUCUGAAGGACCAGAUCCAGGAGCUUCUGGAGAAGAACGGGCGUCUGCAGCGGGAGAACCACCUGCUCAAGAACUUGGCCAGCCCAGAACAGCUCCAGAACCUCGAGUCCUGUCAGCCCCUGCAGGUCCGGCCGCCCUGCCCUGAAGACCUAAGAGCCCGGAAGAUGAAGGUCCACCAAGACCUUGAGAUCCUUCUCCCAGGUCCUUCUAGAAAACCAAACUCCCAUCUUAGAUCUGGUUCCUCCUCCCUCAAUGCCGAACCUGGCAUUCCUCCCACUUGAAAUAAACUUGGGGAGAUUCAGGUGAAGUUGGUGGUCCAAGAAGACCUCAAGAACCUCCUCCCAGGUCCUGCUACCAAGCUUGGUGGCCCAUCAUGACCUUAAGAUCCCCACCCCCAACCGAUGAACUCCAACUUGGGGACUCCUUCCCUCUCUCUCAGUCUGCUAGAGAUCGGACUGGACUCGAACUCAGGACCGUCCUGGGACGAGAGGACCUAGUGUGGAGCAUCAUGAUGAAGACCUGGGUUUCUCCACUGACGUCUUCUGGGGAGGGAGAUAUCGGCUAGCUGCAUCAGGGGAACGCUCUGGAUUUAAUUUAUAUUGUAAUUUAUCAAAGCUUCUCUCUUUGAAAUUGGAAGUUUGGCAUUUACAUGGGUAGAGUUUCUAUAAUCUAUCUAUCUAUCUAUCUAUCUAUCUAUCUAGUGUUCUUGCUAAAAGUUAAUAAAUAAUAGGGUUUUUUGGGGGUGGGGGGUGGGGAAAGAGGGCUGAUUGUUUUUCUUCCAUUAAUGAUUUUUGCAUAUUCUGUAUUUGCAUAUUCUGCGUUUUGCGUAUUGUGAUUUUUAUACCUGCAGGAUCGGGUGACCUAGCAAUAAAUAGAAAUGGAAUCUUCUUCUGUAUCCUGCUCUGUUGGGUGAGGGCAAACCGGAGCAUGUGCAGAGGGCAGCCAAUCAGGAAGCCAUCCUUAGCUCCUCCCUUUUUCCGGAGGAGCCUCCAUGGGGUGGCUCUGGGCAAUGGCACUCUGCAUGCAGCCAAAGGUGCCUUUGCCACUGCCAGGAGAGUGGCAGUUCAAAGGGGUCUAUUGGGGGAUCAUAGAAUUGGCAGGGUGUAAUUAACAAAUUUAAGAAUGAAUCAUAAUGAGGUGAAUAUAAUCUUCAUAAAAUUUCAUAAAAAUAAUGAUUUUAACAUAAUCGUUGCAAAAUUUAAUAACAAAUCAUAAUGAUGUGAAUAUAAUCAUAAGAUUGAAUAAAAACAAGAAUUUUAAUAUAAUUGUUGCAAAA